CAGUAAUCAAGCAGUGUAUCAAUAGCGUGCGUCGUGUAACUGCAAAUCCCUCGUCUUCUUCUGGCUGGAUUAAGAACUGAUUUCACUUAUUCUGAUUUUGAAAUAGAAGAUGACGCCUCUACCUUGGUGGGUGUUACUGGUAUCGCUGUUGGUCAUCGCGGUGGCUGCGCAUCCAUUCGAGCACGCAUGCGUCCGUUUGUGUCGUGCACGGGACACCAGCCCCGAGUUCGCCGGAGUCUGCGAACACCAGCAGAGGCCUGUCCUUCAGUCCGGUGGAGGCCGGUUUCCCAUUCAACGCCUGUUCAGGCUCUGCCUGACCCCGUGCCACGGUUCCGAUUUGGAUUCUCAAUCAUUCGACACCACCGAGACCUGUCUUGCCUUCAGAUACUCUCUGAUCCAACGUCUAGGCUGUUCCUGCGACAGCCUGAAUUAUGACGGAAAUCUUGGAGAAGAUCGUUGGGAGGUCGAAAAAGAUCAGAUGAAGGAAGCUGAUAGAUGGAAAAUGUUGAGGGAACGUGCCGAUGAGAAACAAGCCGUGGCUUAUGCUGAUUUGCAACGUCAGCAACAGUUGAGCGUCGAAAGUCUUUACAAAAUAAUUGCGGAGACUAUGGCAGCAGACACUGAAGACGCUGUCAUCGGUAAUUUGAAAACAGGUUCGCCAAUCGUUGAGUCUGAGAACAUGGACGAGACUUCUGUAGAUUGGGAGAUGUGGUGUAGAACCCAGUGCGAGAACGGUCAGGGAGGAAGCGCCUGUCAUUGUGACAUUAUUCCGUAAUAGACAUGGGACUGUAUCGGGUGAACGCGGGAUGAAGACGACAGAUGAAGAUUCGCAGACGGGCACGAAUUUACGUAUCUCGUAGGUUAGCGGUACAAUGGUCGAUGGUACCGAUAGACGUAAGGUCAGUAUUUUUAUUGAUAACAGAUAACGUUAUAAAAGGAUAAUUAAUAUCUCCUCUGUAUUGUUUUCAACUUUUUAAUCCUCGAUAAUACAUGUACGAGCUUAAUUUUGAUCAUGCAAAGAUUCGUUUAUAAUUCCACGAUAUCGCGAUACAGAGAUAAGGAAUGAAUUCUGUGGGCUUUUUUUAAUCUGAAAUGAUUUUCCAUUUGUGAUCCAUCGAUUAACUAAGUGUUUUUUUUUUUUAAAGUGAUUGCGAGAUAAAUGGAACAUUGAUUGUUAGGCAACUCAAUUGCUUUCUUAGGCUUAAGAUUUUUAGACGCUAGGUCCGGUUCACGCGCUUAACGGCGAAGCUUACCAUUCAGGAAAAAAACUUUUAUCAGACAGCUGCUAGACUUCUUCAAGAUAUUGAGAGUUUCAUUGUUGAUUAGCUAUCAAUCAUUUCACUAGAUAAGAAUAAUUACACAAUAGUUACAAUUCAUGGAACUGGCAACAAUACAUACAUUAUUGCACAAUUAAAGUGACAGAAACAUUGUCAGUAUCGGAAGCGUGUGAACGGGACAUCGACGUGCAAUGUGUGUAUUAUGCAAUAAACGAUAUUUAUACAUGACCGCGAUGCAACGAAAUCCGUGCAUCGACGCGUCGACACGCCUCGUAAGGCUUCCACUAUUGUAAAAUAUCAUCUUUUACAUGUUGCUCUUAUGACGCACAUAUUUGAUAAGCGAUUGUAAUUAGCAGUUAAGGUUUAAGCAGUUAAGCGAAACAAAAUCCAUGUCUUCCAUUUGGUAGUUUCUUUGCUACUGACGCAAGUGAGCCUCGCGGAGAGUUAAGGUAUCCGAUAGGCGAGCAAAAUAAUGCGAGCAUGCAAAUAUUGAUAGUCGUUGUUUAAGUGAUUAUUCUUUUAAUGCAACCAUCGUGUCGAAGGGAGAAAUUUAAUGAAGCAUCAUCGAAUUCUGUCGCGCGAUUGGACUGCAUGCUAUUCUUUAUUUACAUUAUAGUGUACCGUUAAAAAAAAAGAACGUUGUGACGCGACAAUAAGACGUAGAUUAUAGUAUGCCUGUGCGAUGCAAACGUUGUCUUUCGCGCGAUUCACACGUCUGUCGAAGAUGCAAUUAGAAAUUUUUUAUACUAACUAUAUUAUAGGGAUUGUAAUACAUAUGAAUGACGAAGGCAGAGCUGGACAACGCAUCGAAUAGACGUAGAAACAAUAAGAAACGCGCGGAAGACUCGAUUUCAGCAACUUAUUAUCUGGGCUACGAAUAAUUAUAAACUUAUAAGUGUACUACGUAAUUAUGUUGUAAAUAUUUAUAUACUAUUUAAACGAGACUAGUUUGGGGUACCAAUUUACAAAUCAAUGAUGUAUGUAUAAUCUACAGUUUGAUCACUAUUAAUUUUAGAUGUUAUUGCUCUACGAUGUAUGAGGGAUGUAUGUAUAUGUGGUCGUUGUGCUGACAAGAUCAUCAUACUAUGAUGAAAAGGAUUAUUUAUACCUAAACAGAUUCAUGGGUAGACCUACAGAUCCUCCCCUAUCUCUGAUGUACCUAUUACUUAUAUCAUUUAUGUUCAUAACUGUACAUUGUGUAUAUAUGAUGUAAACGAACAAUGUCCGCCUUAUGUUUUGUCAUAUGAUAAAUAAAAAAAUUGUAUCCUA
Molecule: messenger RNA, 2546 nt
Organism: Ceratina calcarata
Lineage: Eukaryota; Metazoa; Arthropoda; Insecta; Hymenoptera; Apidae
Exons: 2
Coding region: 110-775 (221 amino acids)
Source: RefSeq, a predicted model, not a curated record